Messenger RNA from Pecten maximus, 2813 nucleotides. Its product is annotated as monocarboxylate transporter 5-like. Gene Ontology annotation, biological process: monocarboxylic acid transport; transmembrane transport. The transcript is spliced from 6 exons. Gene Ontology annotation, molecular function: monocarboxylic acid transmembrane transporter activity. The record is from RefSeq and is a predicted model, not a curated record. Lineage: Eukaryota; Metazoa; Mollusca; Bivalvia; Pectinida; Pectinidae. The coding region runs from base 281 to 1987 and encodes 568 amino acids.
GUGCAGACUGCAUGUCUACAAACCUCUAUUGCGGAAGUUUUCCCAAACGUCAUUGUUCCAAGGCAUAUAUUGGACACUUUGAGUCCCGACUUGCCGAGGAAACGGUAUGCCACUUGUGGUGUUGCACCUGCCAUGUUGCUUUGCUGCGUACGUCACUUAAAAAGCUGAUAGUGAUAGCGAAGGACUCUGAACAGAAGGACACGGGGAUGUCUCAAAAGCUGACGGAAGUGACAGACUGUCAGGUAUUCUAGCAGAUUGACGAGCAGACAUCAAUCGACGGAUGCAGACAACAGGUGAUCGGAUGGACGAAACAAUGGGACACAGAGAAGAGGCAAACAACGACGUUAUCGAAAGACGAAACAAUGAUGAUGGAGACGACAAGAGAACGAGUGAGGCAAAAAUAUCGACUGAACAGUCCCAAUACGAUAAUCCAGUGGACCAGGGAUGGGCAUGGGUCGUACUGAUCGGUUGUUUCGGAAUCAGCAUGUUUAUAAUAGGUGGUUUGAAGUCCUUUGGUGUACUCUAUGUGGAAAUGGCUAAGAAAUUCCAGGUGUCAAAUCAGGCGCUGUCAAGUGUCCAGUCAUUGGCAGGCUUCUUCUACCUGUUCUUUGCUCCUGUUUGCAAUGCGUUGAGUACCAGAUUCACCCAUCGAUUGGUGAUAUUUGUCGGCGGGAUUAUGACCUGCAGCGGCCUGAUAUUGUCAUCACUGGCGCCAUCUGUCGUCGUGCUGUACUUCACAUACGGCGUGAUAACUGGUAUCGGCUACAGCUUGUGUUUUUCAUCAAGUGUGGUUAUGGUCGCAAAUUACUUUGUGAAAUACCGCUCAUUCGCUACAGGAUUAUCCCUAUCCGGAGGGGGGCUUGGAGCAAUGACGAUUCCAUAUCUCAUUCGAUACUUGAUGAAUGAGUAUGGACUUGAGGGAGCCUUGUUGAUACACGCAGGCGUAAUGAGUAACAUCUGUGUUUGCGCAAUGCUUCUCCGGCCUUUCACCAACUAUCCUCUUAAACGGCAACCACAGCAGAACACUUGUGUGAAUGAAGACCACGAAAAUGAGUCGCUUAUAAACAUAUCAGAACCUCACAAUGAGUAUCAAAACAGCAACACACAAAACGCAGCUACCGUCAUCAUAUCCAAGGAUACUUUAGACUGUGAAAGUAGUGAUAAUAUGUUACCACACGACGACAAUGAGACUCAGCGAUCGAAAUAUCUCCAUCCUGAACAUCACACCGGAAGCAGGCUUCAUCUUUCCAAAGACAGCAUUAAUGUUAUAGCCGCCUCCAUAUCCUGUCAAAGCCUUCCGCGGAUCUUUGAGGCGUCGUCCAACUCUCAAGUUAGCGAUAAAUCUGCACAGAAGGAAAGUUUUCUCCGUGAAAUUAAGUGGAAACUUUUUCGCAAUCCUGUUUUUAUUGUAUUUUUUGUGGUGAUAUUCUUUUCAAUGGUAAGCUAUCAUAGUUUAUUUAACAUAGUCCCACCUUUCGCAGACGAGAUAGGACUAUCUGGUGAGGAUGGUGCACUUGUUCUGUUAGUAUUUGGUGCUACGGAUCUAAUAGGGCGGAUAGGAUUUGGCUUAUUGAUGGACAUUUUCUCAACAACAAAACAACGCCACAUUAUCUUCACCACGUGCGUUAGUGUAUGUGCCGUUGGAGUGAUCCUGACGCCCAUGUUUCGAUCUCUGCUCACACUUUCCCUAUUCAUGGCGUCGUAUGGCUGUUUUGCAGGUGGCUACAACGCCAAUGCUAUGAUAGUGGUUGUCGAUAAAGUAGGCUUGAAAGUCUUGCCGAGUGCCUGGGGAUUCAUCUGUCUGUCGGCCUCAAUCGCCAUGCUAAUCAACCCUUGGGCAUCAGGUCUAAUCAAAGACAGUACUGGUACCUGGUCCCACGCUUUUCGGUUUACGGGUUCUAUGUCACUCAUGGCAGUGAUACUUCUCCUGUUAAUGCCUUAUAUUGAGAAGUGGCACAGUAGGAGACAAGGUACUCGUGUCUCAUAGGGGCGUUACUAAGAUGUAAACAACACAAGUGACACAUGAGGAAGCUAGGGACUAUCGUCUAAUGAGGACGUUACUGAGAUGUAAACAACACAAAUGGUAAGGAGACAAGGGACUCUCGUCUAAUGAGGACGUUACUGAGAUGUAAACAGCGCAAGUGACACAGGAGGAGACAGGGGACUCGUGUCUGAUAAGGGUGUUACUGAGAUGUAAACAACACAAGUGACACAGGAGGAGACAAGGGACUCGUGUCUGAUAAGGGCGUUACUGAGAUGUAAACAACACAAGUGACACAGGAGGAGACAAGGGACUCGUGUCUGAUAAGGGCGUUACUGAGAUGUAAACAACACAAGUGACACAGGAGGAGACAAGGGACUCGUGUCUGAUAAGGGUGUUACUGAGAUGUAAACAACACAAGUGACACAGUAGGAGACAAGGGACUCGUGUCUGAUAGGGGUGUUACUGAGAUGUAAACAACACAGGAGGAGACAAGGGACUCGUGUCUGAUAAGGGCGUUACUGAGAUGUAAACACCAGUGACACACGAGGAGACAAGGGACUCGUGUCUGAUAAGGGCGUUACUGAGAUGUAAACACAAGUGACACAGUAGGAGACAAGGGACUCGUGUCUGAUAAGGGCGUUACUGAGAUGUAAACACAAGUGACACAGGAGGAGACAAGGGACUCGUGUCUGAUAAGGGCGUUACUGGGAUGUAAACACAAGUGACACAGUAGGAGACAAGGGACUCGUGUCUGAUAAGGGCGUUACUGAGAUGUAAACAACACAAGUGACACAGGAGGAGACAAGGGACUCGUGUCUGAUAAGGGCGU